AUGGAAGGGGUAAAUUUGGAUGCCAUUGGGAAUCCAAAUUGUCCUGAAUUCAUAGAAGAACUAGAAAAAUCACCUGAUUUGCUUACACCUAAGCAAGCCCAUGCAUUUUUUACCAAACUUUUUGAUGAUUUCAAACAAAAUAUCCCGUUAAGUGUAGCAAAAUUCAUAAUUAAAGUAAUAAUGGCGACAUUAGACGAUGAAACGAUUCUUAGUGUAUUCAUAUCAGGAGGAUUUGCUGUUAAACUUCCUGUUGGAAUAAAAGGGCUUAGAAAACCUAUUUGCGAUUUCUUAUACAGUCUUAUGCUUAAAGAUAUCAAUUCUAUUGAUACUGACGUUGUAGAGAAUAUGAUAACCCUAAUACAUUUAGAACCAUCAAAAGUAUUAACAUUAAUUGCAUAUUACUCAGAAAAUUUUGAAGAUGCUGAUGAUCCCUGGCCCAUGCUCGAUCUUUUGUUUACAAAUUCAGAGCCUUUUGAAGGUCCUGACAUCGCCGAAGAUUAUAUUUCACUCUUAACUCAUCUCGUUAAAAAUUACAAGAUUUUUCGUCGUGAAAGAAUCAAGCAUGUGUGGAAGCAUGUAACAAAGAUGCUGCAAAGCUUAGAUUUGGAAACCAUUAGAUUUUGUUAUAUUUGUUUAACAGAAAUAUCGAAAUACUAUGAGCAGGGUACUAUUGACCCGCUAUUGAUAAAGAAACAUCUUAAAUCAGAAGAUUUACAUCAAGUGAUUCUCUCUUUUCUGAUAAUGACCAAAACUGACCGUUCUCAAUUUGCCAACCAAGGCCUUUUAAGCGGUUUAAUAAAGAUAGCAGCACAUAAUAUUAAUGCCACAUUAGUUCUCAUGGAAUUAGCUACAAAUCCUGAAAUAGCACAAAAUUUAGCGAGUUUGAAUGGAUGGAUACUUAAAAAGUUGCCAACAGUAAAUGACACAUUACGCUUAGUCCUCGUUUUAUUCAAAAGCAAAGCUUCAAGGAAAAUUUUAGCUCAAUCUGAAGAAUUUCCUCAAUUUCUACAACUAAUAUCUAAAACACGAAAUUCAAGCCUAUUAUCGGCUAUAUGUAUGCUUGUGAGAAGAUUACCGAUAUCACAAGAUUUAAUUACGCAAUUAAGCGAAUCUGGAUUUAUCGAAACAUUUUAUUCAUCAGCUGAAUCUUCAAGAGAUGAAACAAGCUUGCAUGCCUUCUUGCUAUUAACGGAUAGACUUCUAGAUGGCGGAUAUGUUCCAGAAUAUGUUGAAGCUUGUGAUAUUGUUGCAGACAUUCUUAAAGAAGAAGGAAAUUUACUAGAGCCAGCUUCUUUUUUAGCUGUUAACCUUGCUGCAUAUAAGAAAUGUAAGAAAAGACUAAUUGAACUUGAAGUUGAUUCUUUCUUCGAAGCCAAUGCUAAAAGUGGUCCAUUGAAGAAAGUUGCAAGGCAAUUUCUUGCAACAUUGCAAGAAAAUACGUAA
Trichomonas vaginalis G3 is the source of this 1443-nucleotide messenger RNA. RefSeq names its product protein kinase protein. Lineage: Eukaryota; Parabasalia; Trichomonadida; Trichomonadidae. The record is from RefSeq and is a predicted model, not a curated record. Bases 1 to 1443 code for a protein of 480 amino acids. The transcript has a single exon.